AUGAUUUGUGUAUCAAGUCAAUCUGAUCGGCCCGCUCAAACUAUCCAGGCCCGGCUUGACGAACCUGCACAGCUUAUCCAGGCGCAGCCUGAUAUACCGAGGGUGGAGAGGACGGCGAUAGCAUUAAGCCGUCUUCUCCCUAAUCUCGGAAGGCCAGAGGAAAGUGUUCGUCGGCUAUAUGCGGGCACGGUACACUCCAUGCUACUGUACGGAGCCCCGGUAUGGGCAGAGAAACUGUGCGCCACCAGGAAGCUAAAGGAUUCGGUACACCGAGUCCAGAGAAGGGUGGCGUGCAGGAUAUGCCGGGACUACCGGACAAUAAGCGGAGUAGCGGCGGGGGUGCUCGCGGGAAUACCCCCCGCGGAGCUGCUGACUCGCAUGUACGCGGACAUAUAUAGGCGUACAUGCGAGCUAAAGGAGGAAGGAAAAGUAAUAACCGACCGUGUCCGCAGUGUAGUUAAAGUCCACCACCGGCGGAUCCUAAUUGAGAGAUGGGUUGGCGACCUCCAAAACCCGAGGUCGCCAGGUAGAAGGACCGUCGAGGCUGUCCUGCCCUGCUUCAAGGAAUGGCUCGACAGGGCACAUGGAGGCGUCACUUAUCGUAUGACCCAGGUGCUCAUCGGACAAGGCUGCUUCGGUGAGUACCUGGGUCGAAUUAAGAGGGAAAGGACGACCAAUUGUCACCACUGUGGCCACCAAAGGGAUGACGCCGAGCACACCCUUGAGGGAUGUCCCUCAUGGGGGUGCGAAAGGGCUGAUCUGGUGGCCGCAGUGGGGAGGGACCUCACAAUGCCGACGAUCGUGUCGGCAAUUGUGGGGUCCAAAGAUAGAUGGGCGGCCUUCUCCUUCUUUUGCGAGAGAGUAAUCUCGCAAAAGGAGGAGGCCGAGAGAGAGAGAGAGAGAGCUGGGCGAAAUGCGUGCGCCCAGUCCUCGGAGGAAGAGGAAUCGGAGGGUGGGGGCGUGCCUCCCCUCUUCCCGCCGUCGACAGUUGUACCUGCGAGCGUGGCUGUUUGCGGUGGCGGGGGUCGGGGGAGGGGCGCCCAUCUUAUUCCUGCGUCGACAAUAGACGUAGGAUGA
Messenger RNA from Nylanderia fulva, 1077 nucleotides. NCBI's taxonomy places the organism in Eukaryota, Metazoa, Arthropoda, Insecta, Hymenoptera, Formicidae. The record is from RefSeq and is a predicted model, not a curated record.